GCGGCGGCGGCGCGGGCAGAGGCAGAGAUAGGCGGCCAUAGGAGUAGAGGCGGCCGACAGCCCGACAGCUAUCUCUGCCCGAGAGCCCCGCUGCGCAGCAUGUCCGCACGCACGCUCGCCGCCGCCCUGGUGCUGGCCGCUGCUGCAGUAGUCGCCUCCAGCGCCCAGUCCCAGACCCACGACAGCACCAUGGCCACGGCCGAGGACGUCGACAAGUGCUGCGCCUUCGUGCACGCCAGCGUCGGCUACCAGCGCGAGCUCGCCGAGAAGAUCAAGCAGCUCAACGGCCGGCGCGUCUACCUGUUCGACGCGUCGGGCUUCUCCGCCGAGUUCGCUGACGAGCUGACGCCCGACAACAUCCGCUACAAGACGGGCGUGCUGGCCGGCGGGCUGCGCGUCGACGCCGUGCUGUCCGUGUCGGCGCACCGCGCGCUCGGCGACGGCCCCGACGCGGCGAGGACCUUCCUGCGAUGGACCGGGCGAGAACAGGACACCCUCCUCGACGAGCACGGCGUCUACGUCUGAGCGGGCGCCGAGCGCAGAGCGGAGGCCACAAACCAGCGGGACCAGCCAUGGAUUAUCAAGGACGAAUAAAUAAUAACCAGUAAUCAAG
Molecule: messenger RNA, 613 nt
Organism: Frankliniella occidentalis (western flower thrips)
Lineage: Eukaryota; Metazoa; Arthropoda; Insecta; Thysanoptera; Thripidae
Exons: 2
Coding region: 100-525 (141 amino acids)
Source: RefSeq, a predicted model, not a curated record